Molecule: messenger RNA, 2467 nt
Organism: Podarcis raffonei (Aeolian wall lizard)
Lineage: Eukaryota; Metazoa; Chordata; Lepidosauria; Squamata; Lacertidae
Product: beta-1,3-galactosyltransferase 2-like
Exons: 2
Coding region: 683-1783 (366 amino acids)
Cellular component (GO): membrane
Molecular function (GO): N-acetyl-beta-D-glucosaminide beta-(1,3)-galactosyltransferase activity
Source: RefSeq, a predicted model, not a curated record
UAGUUUCGAUUUUAAAAAAUACAUUGCACACAGCUCAACAGCAAUAUUCCAUUGUGUUUACAGCAAUAUUUCAUCGUGUGAGAAGCUUCGUGCAACAUCUUCAGCAGCAAAUAAUGAUGCUAAACAGGGAAGCCAGAAAAUGUUUCCAUCUUCCUCUGUUUAGGUUGCUGAGUUGCAGCACUUCAAACAGAAGUGCAGUGACAGAUAUGCUCAUGGAUGUCCACAUGGGUAUUUCAAGGAGAAGCUAUGCCACAGCCAUCUUUGGGACGUUGCAGGAACAAGUGAGGCAGGCACCUUCUCUGGGAUAGAGACAACAGAAGGCAUUUGCCUGGCAAUCCUGGCUGAUGGUUCCUAUCAGGUCUAGAAAAGGAACGUGCGUUGCGCUGUGGUCUAAACCACUGAGCCUCUUGGGCUUGCCAGUCAGAAGGUUGGCAGUUUGAAUGCACAUGAAGGGGUGAGCUCCUGUUGCUCUGUUUUACUGAAGAGGCUCCUCAUGAGGCCAGAGGAACAUCGCCCGGUUGUGAGGCAUGAAGGCUGCUCCCCACAAGGCCCUUUCCACCUGGCCUAGGGGGUGAGGCCCACACUCACCAGCCCUACUGAAGAGGUUGCCUUUGGAAACACGAUAGAGGUGGCCAGGAUCUCUCCCCCACCCACAUAGUCUGCAGGUGAAGGUGCCAGGAAGAUGCUCAUGACCAAGCUGCAGAAUUUGCCCACUGUGGUCCUCUUCUGCUCUAUUUUACUUUUCCUAAUUGUUGCGAAGAACAAAUGGGAGUCUUUUGUGAUGAUUUCCUCGCCGCCCAACAUCAAGCUCAAGGGCAGCCCAAAUUUCGCAGGCGAUCGUAAAAGUGCCAUGGUAUUUGAAUGGGAAUCUGCACUGGAGAGGACAAAGGAGACCAAGCCCUCUGGUCUUCUUUCACCACCACAACCAGUGGCCAAGCGGCAUCCCUUGGAGGUUGUCUAUUCCACUGAUUAUAAGUUCCUUCUCAACGAGCCAAAGAAAUGCUGGGAGAGGAGCCCUUUCUUGAUCCUGCUGGUGAUAACUGAGCCCCAGGAUUUUGCCACAAGGCAGGCCAUCCGGCAGACAUGGGGCAACGAGAGCUCGGUGCCUGGGGUUACCAUUCUUCGUCUCUUUCUGACGGGUGUCCACCAAAAAUUUGGAUACUUGCUCCAGGCCCUUUUGGAAGAGGAGAGUUCCAUCCACAAAGAUAUUAUUCAGCAGGACUUCCUGGAUACCUACAACAACCUUACCUUGAAGUCUCUGAUGGGCAUGGAAUGGAUAAGCAAGUUCUGCCCCAAUGCCACCUACGUGGUGAAGGCAGACAGUGACAUCUUUCUCAAUGUGAACUACAUGGUGUCCCACCUGCUGCAGCCUCACCUGCCACCCAAGAAGAACUACAUGACAGGUCACAUCUAUAGGAAUGCAAAGCCUAUGCGUGAAAAGGCCUACAAGUGGUAUGUGCCACGGGAGGUGUACCCCAAUGAGACCUACCCGCCCUACUGCGCAGGCCCAGGGUAUGUGUUCUCUGGGGAUCUGGCCAAGAAGAUCUACCAGGUAGCAAAGACCAUCAGGGUCAUUAACAUGGAAGAUGCCUUCAUGGGAAUCUGCCUGUAUGAGCUGGGCAUCAGUGUGACAAACAGCUCCUUGGAUCUCUUCAACGUGUACAAAGUCAAGUAUGAGAAGUGCAAGUUCUCCAAGGUGGUGGUGGUGCAUCACUACGGGCCGGAGGAGCUGCUGCAGAUUUGGCCCGGCUUUCAGGACCAGAACCAGACUUGCAAGAGUUAAAAGGGAGGGAGGUGAACAGACACACAGCCUCUUGUGGAGAAGUUGGCGCAGAGGACUGGCAACAUGCGGGCAUGUUCCUGUACAAUGGACAAAUCCAUGCCAACAAAUUGCAAUGAGGAAAGUGAAGGAUGGCUCAGAGAUGAAGGGAGAUUCUGUGCUUGUCAAAAUCGGUAUUUAUGCCCUCAGAAGCGAGCUGGUCCCACAUAACAUGCUCAUCGUGCCAUGUGGUUCGUUGCCAUUCAUACGGCUCUCCUCCCUGUAGAAUCUAUGCAGAUGCCCAUAGCAGCUUGUUUGGUCUGCUCUGAACUGACCACUGUGCUACUAAUGUGCCAAAUUGACAACCUCAGGGUUUUGAGAUCAUCACAGCCACCACCUCAACUACCGGAAGAGAGCAACCCUCAGACCAUGCAGGUGUGGCAUUACGUAGCCAUGCGUAGGAUUGGCACUACGUAGGAUAGCCAUACGUCCAGGAAUUCCUCUUUUGGCGGUCCUAAAUGCCCAUCUGGGGGAAUUUUACAUUUUAAAGCAAUUGUUCGGGAUUUUGGGUUUUUUAAUAUAUAUACAUUUUUUGUGUGCAAGCAGUUCUGUAUGUUUACCUCUUGAAAUAUGGAAACCAAAAAAAGCUCAACAAUUUUUGUGUCUGCAAACCCUACACUAGGGCAAUGCAGAAUUCACCUAUUCCAA